AUGGCACGGUCGUUCGGCGAGGCUGAAUUGGUCUUUUCGGCCGCUUAUGCACAGAUUCCAACGAGGACAAUUCGUAUACAGAACGGUACAAUUCGAUCGCUAGACGGUGAUGAGGUGGAACCAUCGGCAGGAUGUUUCAAUUUCGGGGAGAUUUCUGCCUAUAAGGAUCGAUUUUUGAUAUGGCGUGCUAACGGAAGUAAUUUGACGAUAGAAGAGCGAAGUGUUGAAACGGAUCUGUUGAAUGGGACGUGCUUGCUGAUCAAUUUGAUCCGAUCUCAUAUUAUACCAGGAACAGUGUUCACUUUCUCGAACGGUAAACUCGUCUUCAUCGUACCGACUCAGACAACCAUACACCGCUUCUUCAUUCAAAUGCCUACUGAUGACCCAUCUGGCUUGAAAUCAUUCAUAUCCGAACUGCACGAUAAUACAUCCGUAUCGUUGUUCCACGAUAAAUACGAACUGACAACACAAGGAUGCAUCCAGCGUGCAGGUAUAUUGCACAGCAGCAGUAAUGGCACAACGAUUGGAUGUUUUAUGAAUGAUGGACGCUUCGUUUUGGUACAAAUGCAUCAUGUCCUGGGAGCAGUUUCGGAUGUGACAGAGAAUGUGCUGAAAAGUGACAGUUUCUUGCAUCGAAUGAUAAAAUCGGAAUCAUCAGACUCACGAGUGAUAGCGUCGCUUACACCGUUCAUGGGGAGUACUGGUGGAGGACAGAUGCUAUUUUAUGUCCUGUAUAAAGAUGCGGAUUUACACGUUUAUUCGCGUGAAUUUGCCGAAUCAGUUCAACUGGGACACAUUCUGCUCGGUUACAUUCGUCCAUCGAAACCGGGUGAUUACAGUGGCCUUUUGGUGCCGUUGAGAACUCUGGCGCUGCCGAAUGAGAUAUCUGAAGAUAUUGUGAGCGAUUUUUGCAAUAUUAAGGAGGUGGAUGUGAUGGACUUUUCGAUGAUCGAUAGCGAAGAUGAGAUAAAGUUAUUGGCACUUUGUCGUACGGCUGACGGUCGACAUUGUUUGAUGACUGCUUCAUUGGACAGCUCAAUUGGAGAUGCGACACUACGAAAGGACUGGGAAGAGAUCAGUGUACCGCAAGCGUUCAACGCCGAAAUCGACUGUUUUAUGGCGCAGAGACUGGGGCCGUGUGCGAUGAAACGUUAUCGAAUCUUCGACGCGGAUAACUUCUCCUUUGAUGUGGUUGUGAGAUCGUUGCAGUUAGUGUGUAAACAUGAAGGUAACGAGUCGAUCUUUUCUACAGUACAACGAAAUGAUUGGAAAGGAUUGGGUGAAGCACUGGACCAGUAUCUGAAUUCACCUCAGUUCGAUCAGCAUCACAUGAGUCGAGCGGAACGUUCAUCGAUAAUGGGUGGAGGUCGAAGCAACGAAGAGGCAUCGAAACGCUUCUGGGUGACACUCCAAAACAACGCACAACAACUGAAUGAAGCUGCAUGCAGACCGAUGGCGAUAUGGCAUUCGAAAUCGUUGGCGUUAUAUGGAACAAUACAGCAGGGACGACUGACGAUUUGUCGUAACUGUGACGAGCAGAUGGAAUGGCUGCGGACAUUAAUCGAAGGACGUUGCCAGUCGGGAAUUCUGGAUUUGGAUGCGUUAGAAUUGUGUAUGGGAGUGGCGAUGAAAUUCGCAGCGAAUGAAAUGGUGCCAGACUCGUUAUCAGUUGAAGAUAUUCAAGAGUUCUCGAGGCACUUCCAAGAAAUAUCACGUUUUAUCGAGGAUGUUAUCAGCAAAUUCGCCGAAAUGACACCGGUUGAUUUCAGUACACACCUGGUGAACGCACACGUACCGUAUGGUGGAUCGUUCACGGCUGGUCUUCUGGCAGCUUCACUGAGACGGCAAAUCGACGAUCGUUUAAUUUUUAGUCAUCGACUUAUUGCAUUCGUUGCUGUGGCGAGGGCGAUUUGCAAUACGAAUGAAUUUUUGUUGAAACGAGACGCUCGGUGGGAUAUGACGUUGAAUAUCCACGAGCGAACUCUGCACAACGUGAAUCGACAAUACACAGUACUAUCUCAAGCAGCUGCGAUCCGAAUCGCAAACUGUAUUGAUAAUGAAACGUCAUUAGCCGAAGCAUUCUUCACUGGAACAGGGCUAACGGCAAUCGAAGGUUAUGCACAUGCCAAGAUCUAUUUGGAUGACGAUAUGGAAGAGGAGGGUGAAGCGGAUGAGGAUGACGACGAGGGUUUAGAAGAGGAAGGCAAUAGAAGCAAACGCGGUGAUCGACUGGUGGAUGGGAAUUUGGAUGCGACUUCGAGACGUCGACAGAAUCUUGGAAACGACAUAGGAGUGGUGAUGGAUGGUGAACAAGAGAAUUUGGGAUCUACGCGAAUGACGAUGGGCAGAAAUAGAGCUGAAGGACAACACACUGAAAUGGCAACGCGACGAAAUUACUCGCAGUUUAUUGGACGUUUAAUAUCGACAGCGCAAAUAGCGUUAUGGCCUGAAAGUCCGGCGUUGCUACUGCCGAAAUUCCUGGCAUCAGGACAUCAUUAUAGUGCACUUUUGGAAUAUUGCCAGUUGAAUGAGCCUUAUAUCAAAGAGUUAUUGAAUGCAUUCCGAUUCUUCGAAGGAAUCGCAUAUUCCGGCUUAUCGCAACCGGACAAGGCACUUCAUUCAUUUUUGGACGCAUUGGAGGGAAUGGAACAACAGGAUGAGGCGUUACGAGGUGUACUGUAUGCCUUGGGCGAUACGACUUCAAAGAAUCCAUCGAUCACAGAAUUCUUCUUAAAUGUGAUGACGAUAAUGGAAUCAUAUAAUUACGGAGAGCAAUUGGUGCAAUUGGGUCGACUCGCUCUGAGGAAGUGUGUGCCGGACGAUCCAUUAUUGGCCACAGUUUAUACGACAAUCUUCAAACAUGAAUUGCACACGGGACGAUACAAGGAUUCAUUACGUACACUCCUCUCGAAUCCAUCAGUCGAGAACCAGAAGAUUUGUUUGCGAGAAUUAUUGGCGAAGCUAAUCGAUGCUGAUCAGCGAAAAGUGUUGGUGAGCCUGGAUUAUGGAAAUAUGGAAUAUCAAGUGAUUAAUAUACUGGAAGGACGUGCACGGGCAGCGGAUAUUUCCGAAGACAGCAGUUUGUACGAUUUAUUGUUUGCAUUUUAUUUCAAGCAGAAGAAUUUUGUGAAAGCUGCCCUCUCAAUGUAUGAACUGGCGAAUCGUUUGUGUGAAGAAGUGCAAAAUGGGGAAAUUCUGCUAAGAAGAUGUCGCUGUUUGAGUGUUGUCGGUGAAACACUCAACUUAUUG
Molecule: messenger RNA, 3249 nt
Organism: Anisakis simplex (herring worm)
Lineage: Eukaryota; Metazoa; Nematoda; Chromadorea; Rhabditida; Anisakidae
Source: the annotation of a GenBank genome assembly